Messenger RNA from Peromyscus leucopus (white-footed mouse), 3133 nucleotides. RefSeq names its product leukocyte receptor cluster member 9 (gene Leng9). Gene Ontology annotation, molecular function: metal ion binding. Lineage: Eukaryota; Metazoa; Chordata; Mammalia; Rodentia; Cricetidae. The record is from RefSeq and is a predicted model, not a curated record.
UUCAAGGCCAGCCUGGGUAAAAAAGACUCUGAAGGUGUAUUCAUGUAAUAAUGCCCCUCCCCAAGGGCGGAGUCUCAGACCUGGCCGCUCCCACAGACGUAUUCCUUCUUCAAAUAUUGACCCAGCCUCACUGCUAACCUGGAUAAAGUCCAGCCGCCAUGACUUGGUUAGCACCACCCACAGUAACAUUUGGCUCGAAGAGUCCCAGGCGCCUGGCCCUCCACAUCCCCACCAGGUGCACUUUGAUCGGGCGGUGCCGCUCUUUUUUCUAGGAAUGGCUGCAAAGGGAAGUGGUUGAACCUUUGGAGCACGAGGGGUGUGGUCCCCCGUGGGGAGAGCCUCUGGUCAUACCAAGGUGUGUCGCCUUGAGGGUGGCUGUUGCGUCACAAAUCUGGGCAUAAAGUUAAACCUGAGCCCACAGAUGUCUAGAUGUUUCAACAUCCCAGAGGUGCGGGGCUCCCUAGGCCUAUUUCGUGGACUGAGGACGGGGCCAGAUUCUCAAAGGUUCCCAGAGGGGAGGGACAUUUAGUAUUAAUCACGCGGCUUGGGGAGGGUCUAUCUUAGGUCCCUGGGGGUCGAAACCAACUUAAAUUAACCGGACCAGAGGCAGAAUAAGGUCUUCUGAAGUUUCCAGAGGGGUGGGUCGUAUGUGUCAACCCCUGGACUGGGGAUAGGAGCAAGACCCGUACCCCACAACCAGACUCAGGUAAAACCACUGAACCUUGGCGAGGCCAGGGUAAGGCCAACGAGACGCGGGGCAUAUGUAAAUCAUUCAGGUGGGUUGGGGCCAAGGUAAGCCACGCUGCCGGAACAGGACUUGGCAUGGGGCAGGAGCAGGAGUCACUUUGCUGAUAGUGAGGGAUCGGAUGUAGGUCAAUGGUAUGGGGACUACACUCUUUAAGGCCGGUCGAGGGCGGGGCAGGAUACCUGAAACACAGCCCCCACCUCCACCCCCACCCCCGCCGCAACACACACAAAGGGCGGUGUACGUGUAAAUCUUGUGCUGCGGGGUGGUAGUGGGAGGAGGAAGGGCAGGCUCCCUAGAGGUCCUGAGAGAGGGACUGGGUACAAGCAAAGCAUUUGGUUGCAGAGGGCCGCGAUCUCGCAGCCCCGCCCCAACCUCAGGGGUAAACUGUAUGUGAAUCAGCUGGCUGGAGAGGAGGCCUUGCUCCAAGGCUCCCUGGAUGCUCUGAAAGCGGCGGAGUACAUGCACAAGUAUUCGCAAGGGGUGGAAACUGUCUCGCCAAGACCCAGAAAGGGAGGAGCACAUAUAAAAUGGUUGGAUGGGAUGGAACCUGCCUCGCCUGAGUGCCUGGGAGGAUCUGCACACUAGUUAAUGGGCUGGUUGGGCCGGGCUAGGCUCGCCAAGGCCCCCGAGGGGCGGGACACAUGUAGCUCAUCUGGGGCGGGGCAAGACCGGGUUCCCAGGGAAUCAGAGGCCGGCUACAUGUAAAUAAGCUGGGCGGGCAGGGCCGGGAGCGCCGGAGCCAGUGGGACACUCCGAGGUCGGGCCUAGGCUAUCGGCCUCCCUCUGGGUGAGGCAGGCGGGGCUCCUGGUGCCACAGUUGGGGCUCAGCGGCGGUGGACGGAGGCUGCCCGGGGUGCUGCGGUACCAUGGAGGCCGUGGCCGAUUCCUCCGAGGGCCCCCCGGCCUGCCGCUUCUUCCUAGAGGGCCGCUGUCGCUUCGGCGCGCGCUGCCGCCAGCCACACCCCGGGGCCCCAGCGCCAACCCCCGAGGUCGCGCGGCCCGAGGCCGGGUCCAAGAAGCCGGCGCUGCGCACUGCCGCUGACGUCAUCCAGCGCAUCCGCUGGGACCCGCGCCUGGACCCCGCCGACUUUUCGGUGGGCUACACCGACCGCUUCCUGGGCGUGCAGGAAGAGCCCUUCUGCGCCUUCUGCUGGGACGAACCGCUGGCAGCGCUCGGGCCCGGCGUGUUGGCGGUACCGCAGCACCGCAUCCGCUACUUCCGCUUCCGAGGCCGCCUAGUGUGGGACCGUGCCUCUCGUACUGACCUCAUUUUUGGCUCGGGUUCUGUGACUGGACGGGGACCCACCAUCCUGGACGCGCUGGACGGCGGGGACGAGUACUGGCCAGAGGUUGCACUAGAGAUCCCUGACACAGAGAAGACAGGGGCAGCUUCCGAGGUUCAGGACACCCAGGACGCUUCUAGGGAAGAGGAUGGAAAGGCAAGAACUGGGCUUGGUUCGGGCUUGGAAACAGCCAAAGAGGGCGGGGCAACCAAAGAGAGCAGAACUGAGCUUGAUUCGGGCCUGGAGACACCCAAAGAGGGCGGGGCAACCAAAGAGAGCAGAACUGAGCCUAGAGGGACGGCAGAGUCAGGAACACCAGACCCGAGGGAAUGCUUCACAGGACUAAAGAUCUUGAACUCACUAGAGGCACCUGGAGCCACACUGCUUCCACGGUGGCAGGCACAGGCCAUGGAAGCUCCAGGGCUUUCUGCUGAACAGAUGGAAAGUGAGUGGGUUCCAGGAGCUUGGCCUGAUGAAAGGAACCCCCCUCGACAGCCCCGGCCCACACAUUUUGUGGCAAUGAUGGUAACAGAGCCUGGGCUGAAGGCGGAAGUGGUCAAGGCCCAAGAGCAUCUGGUCCGGAUUGCCCCUUCUUGUGCGGCUUUCCUUGUACCUGCGCAGGCCCUGCACCUGACAGUGGCCUUGCUGAGGCUGACAGGCCCUGGGGAGGAGGCCGCAGCAGCUGGGGCUCUGCGGAGGGCCCUCCUGAAACCAGGGCUUCAGGCACCCUCUGAGCUGCAGUUCAAGGACUUGGUUCUUCUGGGCCAUCAUGUGCUCUGUGCCACACCCUCCCCCACACUGGCAGGCAUGGCCCAAACUCUGAAUCAGAGGCUAGAAGCUGAAGGGCUGAGAGUGGUGUGGCCCCCAGGGGGACUACAGCCACACCUCACCCUGGCCAAGGUGCCACACGGAUCCCAGGUUUGCAUCCCUGAGCCUGGGUCAAUCCUGAACCAGGAGCUGGGGAGGCAGCCCCUAGGGAAACUCUGGCUGUGCCGUAUGGGCAGAGUAGGGCAUAGCUACCUGGCCCUGGCUGAGAUUCCCCUAAAGUGACCAAGGCUCCAAACUCUGAAGAAACAAGCCAAAUAGAAACAAGUUCUCUCUC